CAGCCUGGUUUGAAGGAACUCACUGCCAAUGAUUGGAUUUCAACCCUGUUGUUAUCAUCCCACCUUUAUGUGACAGUGAAUAUUGGGAUGAUUAUCCUUGUUUUACAUGCUGUAUGUAGGCCUACAGUAUAUAACUUGGUUGCAAUUGGCCAGUGAGCCCAGUCUAGGAACACGCACGCUCUCUUGUGCACCCCGAAUGACAGGCACACAAAGAGGACCAGUAAAGAGACAGACAGGGCUGGUAAAAACUUUAUGGCUUUUUUGAUGGUCCAUCGGCCCACCGGUAUGCCCGAUGGCCAGUACACUACUGGAAGUAUCUAAUUGUCUGACUGUUAAUGCUCCAUUUAACUACAUCAGAAUUAAACCUGAAAAUAGCCUCCUUCAGUAAAAAAGCUCCGUCACAUAUGAGUCAGUGGUGUUAAUGCACAUCUGUUUUGGGUGUUCUUGACAUUUUAAGGGUUUUAAAGUUCACAAUAUAACCACAUUAGACCUGCAUGGCCUGCUUUAUAAUCCAUUUCAGUCCAAAUAUUGGGAGAAUAUUGUUGUUUUGUUGAUUUGAUAUUAAAUUGGACAUCUGCUCACAAUGUAAUGGGGCAGAUAAUGAUGGUUACAGUGAAGAGCAAAUGCGGUGGUUGAAAUAGUCUCUUAUUGUGAUAAUUUCCAAUGAAUGAAAUUUAUAGUGAGAUUAAACUAUCUCUCAAUUUGCAGGAGAGUCUCCUUAAAAACCUCUGGGACUCCUUUUGAGAAUCUCAUCAUCAGAGCAAUACACAAGAAGAUGUUUUUCCACUUUUGGCCUCUAGAUGUCCCCAUAAGAAUCUCCGGCCACCUCUUCCGAGUAGCUCCUCUUUACGCGCUCUUUGACUGUUUGGCAUUAAUGCGGGAAGUCGCUUCAUUCUGUGAGUCGGCUGAUUGAAGACAGGCUCUUGUGAAUCCUUGCCAUGGAUGAAGAGUUGACGCCUUUGGACUGCCUGCUGCCCUCAGGCACACAGAGGAUCUGUUUGAUCAUUCUGAACCAGCCUCUGGAUAAGGACUACCUGCACAUUCUCUGGAGUAAAGCUCUCUUGAGGGCAUGUGCUGAUGGAGCUGCCAAUCACCUUUAUAACAUCACUGCUGGUGAUAGAGACAGUUUUCUUCCAGACUAUAUCAGUGGGGAUUUUGAUUCCAUUACUGCCGAGGUCAAAGCUUUCUAUGCAGACAAGGGGUGCAGGCUGAUAGAAACAACUGACCAAGAUCUAACAGACUUCACCAAGUGUCUAGCCAUCAUGGUGAAGGAGAUUCAGAGACGACAGUUACAGGUGGACGCCAUAGUGACACUGGGCGGUCUGGGGGGCAGAUUUGACCAGACCAUGGCAUCUGUUGAGACCCUCCACCAUGCCCUGUCCAUGACACAACUCCCCCUGUUGAUCAUCCAGGGGACCAGCCUGGCAUAUCUACUAAGACCUGGUAGCCACAGACUGGGGGUAAACACUGGUCUGGAGGGUGACUGGUGCAGCCUCAUUCCAGUGGGUGGACCCUGCCAAACAAUCACCACUGGACUCAAAUGGAACCUGAUACAAAAACUGUAGUGGGCAGUGAGGAAGAGAGGAGAAGAAGAGCCAUCUGCAACAUCACUGAGACAGUGGAGAGAGCCCAUGGAUGGCCGUGGCUCAAGAGAGUCUUUGUUGAGACUGCUGUCUAAUGAAAGGACUGCACUGCGGUAAUGAUACUAAAGGAGGGGAGUGUACCACUAAAUAAUGAAAUGACUGCAGUGUAGCAAAGGUAACAAUGUAGGAGGCAAGUCUACAAUUUUAUAAUGAAGUGACUGCAAUGUGCUAAUAGUAAUACAGGAGGGUUUAAAUGUGUAUAAUGAUGUGAAUGUAAUGUGAUUGCUAGAAAAAUGUCUGGACUUCUGAGUAUUUGUAACAUUGCUGUCACUCACAUACCUAGCUGUGGUAAUUCACACUCUCUCUCAUUCCUACUGUCCUUUUCCACUCUGUUCUUUCUUCACCUUCUAAUUUGCUGUCAUUGUCAUCCUUUCUUACUCUCUCUCUCUCUCUCACUCCUGCUAUCUCUUUCCUCUCAUUAUUAGUUGCCGUGACAGCUGAGUUAAUUAUCACCUUCUACAUGUUACAUUAAUACUCACUCAUCAAUUGUAAAUCCCCCCCUUAGGAAACUGUCAGUAAAUACUGUCAUCGUGUGUGUGCACUUACUGUGUCUUGUUGUGCUGAUGCUUGUGUCUAUGUGUCCAUAUGUGUCUGAGUUGGCAUGUGUGUAUUUUACAGCCCAUCCUCACAAGAAUAUUCAAGGUCAAGGUAAACUUUAUUAUCUC
Messenger RNA from Thunnus maccoyii (southern bluefin tuna), 2308 nucleotides. RefSeq names its product thiamin pyrophosphokinase 1 (gene tpk1). Bases 939 to 1565 code for a protein of 208 amino acids. The transcript is spliced from 9 exons. NCBI's taxonomy places the organism in Eukaryota, Metazoa, Chordata, Actinopteri, Scombriformes, Scombridae. Gene Ontology annotation, molecular function: ATP binding; thiamine binding; thiamine diphosphokinase activity. The record is from RefSeq and is a predicted model, not a curated record. Gene Ontology annotation, biological process: thiamine diphosphate biosynthetic process; thiamine metabolic process.